UCCAUCUACUUUAAUUUUCUUAAAUGGGAACAGACAGACAGACCCGAUAUCACUGUCUGUUUACAGUUAUUGGGUCUCUUCAAAUGAUUGAACAAGCGAUUGAUGUUGCUAUGAGUGCAUUCAUUUUUUUGCAGCUGUGAAAGAACUAAAUUCAGAUGUGUGAAAUAAAUGAUUGAAAUUUGAAAAAAUCCAAAUAUGCAGCGGGAAUUGGAGAUGGAAAAAGUCACGGAAAAUAAAAGUGUAAAAAGUCAAGAUUCUUUUGCACUUUCAAAAGUUGGCAGUCUUUAUUUCGGACCAAAUCCAUCCGCCGAAGCUCAAAGACUCAUAGAACAAGCAAAGGAACUAAUCAGAGAGAACAAACGGAUUCAAGAAGCCAAAGCAAUGUUACUGCAAGAGGAAGCGGAACUUUACAAUAGAAAAGUUUACUUGAACUCUGAAAAUUCCUCAAGUCACGUUUUUCAAGCCGAUGCUGAGCUGCACAGACUGUUGAGCGAAACAAUCGCCUUGUCAGGCAAGGGUAAGCAAAUUGAUGAUCGCAAGGCGCAAUUGGAAUUAUACUACAAAGAAUUAAAACGGCGUAAAGAAUUUCUUCAAGAAGCCAUCAAGAUGCAUGAACAACACCAACACAGCCGAGGAUGGAGACCAGCCCUGCCAAAGUAGACGCUACCUUCGAUAAAGCAAAAAGGAACAUUUGGCGCGAUGUACUCGGAUCCCCGCGAUACGUGAUCGCUCCGAUGGUGGACGCGAGCGAAUUAGCGUGGAGAUUGCUCUCCCGCAGACACGGUUCUCAACUCUGCUACACCCCGAUGUUGCACUCCUCGGUUUUCUGCAGGGAUCCGAAAUACCGGCGCGAGGCCCUUGCCAGCUCCGCGGAGGACCGUCCGCUGAUAGUACAGUUUUGCGGCAAUGAUCCAAAAAUAUUGCUGGAAGCAGCCCUCCUUGCCGAGCCUCAUUGCGAUGCCAUUGAUAUAAAUCUCGGCUGUCCACAAGCCAUAGCGAAGCGUGGUCAUUACGGGGCAUUCCUCCAAGAUGACUGGGAACUACUGAAAAACAUCGUGCGGACCUUGAGCCAAGGAAUAAAGAUUCCCGUUACCUGCAAGUUAAGGAUUUUUUCCGAUAUCGAUAAGACAAUCGAUUACGCUCACAUGCUUGAAAACGCCGGAGCAGCCAUGCUCACUGUUCACGGACGAACCAGAGAUCAGAAGGGGCCUUUCACAGGGUUAGCAUCCUGGAACCAUAUCAAAGCUGUCAGGGAACAUGUUAAAAUCCCAGUGCUUGCAAAUGGUAACAUACAGACAGUACAGGAUGCAGACCGAUGCAUUGAGGAGACGAAUGUUGAAGGAGUUAUGUCCGCAGAAGGAAAUUUGUACAACCCUUGUAUAUUUGAAGGGCGUUAUCCACCAGCCUGGGAACCUGCGUCAGAGUAUUUGGAUCUUGUGGAACGAUAUCCUGCCCCCAGCUCUUUCAUACGCGGACAUUUGUUCAAAUUAUUUCAACACAUACUUUGUCUAGCAGGAAAUGAAGAGGCGAGGGCAAACCUGGCGAGAAAUUCUACGAUGGAAUCGUUUAGAGGUGUGGUGGAGGCUCUUAGAGCUCGAUAUUUGCCCUACCAUGAAGGCCUUAUGCUGUGGGAUGAUAAGAGCAAUGAUUAUAAUUUGAAAUUACCACCGUGGCUGUGCCAGCCGUACAUGAGGGAUUCGCCCCAAGAGCACCUAAUCAAGGUGGAAGCAAAAAAAAGUGAACAGGAAAAUAGCACAAUAAAAAGGAAUUUGAAGGAUGGAGAUGGUAACGACAUUUCAAGAAAAAAACUCAAGAAACUUCGUCGAAUCGCUAGGCGACCCAACAGACAGUCUGCAUCUGUUAAACGUGGCUCAGAUCUAUGUACCACCUGUCCAAAUCCAUUGGGAUACAAAUGUGGAUACAAACUGUGUCGACAGUGUUGCAGGGCGAAAUGCUACAAGGAAAAUUUGGAUUGUGCAGGUCACAGAAAUCUCGCGAAAACUAGACGACAAAUAGCUAUUCAAUUUGCGGCAGAGAGACAAGAGAUCGGCAAUGUUAAUUAAUUGACAGAUUAUUGGGGAAAAAAUAUUAUGUAAAUGCAAAUAAUAGAUAACGGAAAUAACGGUGCAUA
Messenger RNA from Diprion similis, 2131 nucleotides. It is a transcript of the gene Dus1, whose product is annotated as tRNA-dihydrouridine(16/17) synthase [NAD(P)(+)]-like. The transcript is spliced from 10 exons. Lineage: Eukaryota; Metazoa; Arthropoda; Insecta; Hymenoptera; Diprionidae. Gene Ontology annotation, biological process: tRNA processing. Gene Ontology annotation, molecular function: tRNA dihydrouridine synthase activity; flavin adenine dinucleotide binding. The coding region runs from base 636 to 2063 and encodes 475 amino acids. The record is from RefSeq and is a predicted model, not a curated record.